AUGAAGGUCCAGAGUUUUACAGGACCUAUCGUAUUCCUGAGUGCGUUGCUAUCAGGAUGUGCUGCUGCUCCUUAUAACUGCAAUGGAAUUGAAAUCAACAUGAACGAUGUUUCGAAAACUUUUGGCUUGGUCCAUUCGGGACGAUAUGAAUCACAGCUACUUAAAAUCAGUUUAGGUGAACUUUACAGCUAUCAAAAUGUUUAUCUGUUUCCCAUGUCAUUUGAUGACAAUAGUAAAGUUAGACAAGGAGAAGAAAUUUAUUUAGUUAUGAGCCUUCAAAAGAGCGAAUAUGGUGCGGUUCAAAAAAUUGGUUCAAAUUACAGUAAAUGUACAUAA
Messenger RNA from Blumeria graminis f. sp. triticale, 336 nucleotides. The record is from the annotation of a GenBank genome assembly. NCBI's taxonomy places the organism in Eukaryota, Fungi, Ascomycota, Leotiomycetes, Helotiales, Erysiphaceae.